Molecule: messenger RNA, 1922 nt
Organism: Phoenix dactylifera (date palm)
Lineage: Eukaryota; Viridiplantae; Streptophyta; Magnoliopsida; Arecales; Arecaceae
Source: RefSeq, a predicted model, not a curated record
UUUGUUUUCUGCGGCGGUUUUGAGAGUUUAGGGUUUUAAGGGUUGAAGGAGCGGUUCUCCUAUGCAGUCCGCCUCGCACCUCAACUCCCACUCUCGUCUCCACCAAUCCCCAUGGCACCAUCGCAAAACUCCAAGAUUUCGCUCCUCCAUCGAUCAAUCCAACUCCGUGAGGCCAAAUCUGUCCCUGCCUCCCAAAAAUCCAACAUUUUCCAAACUUUCGAAGCUUUCUCGCCGCUUCAAGCUCGAAGAGAUCGAGGGAUGCGAAGGCCGGAGUCUCCUUCCUCUCCCCGUCGUCGUUCAUAGGGCCGGCAAGUCCUCUCGGUACCUCUGGGACGGUGCCCACCUCCGAUUGGAAGGUUUCGAUCGAGAACCCGCCGAUGGAUUCAGGUUCGGCGAUGAAUUCCAGCGGCUGUUCCAGAUGUUGGGCGAGGCCAUCCGGCAUUUGUUCGUUCCGCGUCAAGUUCAGGACAAUUACAUGGGCUAUUUGAAGUGGAAAGUACUGCAUCGAGUCUCGAGCUCUGCUCUCCAAGUUCUUGCCACACAGGCUAUGUUUCGGGCAAUAGGAUUUGGCUCCUCCCAUUCCCUUCCCUCUGCAGCUGCGUUAAAUUGGGUAUUGAAAGAUGGUCUUGGUCGGCUUAGUAGGUGUAUAUACACAGCUAGUCUUGGUUCUGCAUUUGAUACGAAUUUAAAGCGAGUUAGGUUCUCCACAUCUGUUUUAUUUAGCUUGGGCAUUGGAAUUGAGUUGUUGACGCCUGCCUUCCCUCAGUAUUUUUUGCUUCUUGCUACAGUUGCCAACAUUGCCAAGUCUAUUAGUCUUGCAGCCUACCUAGCAACUGGUACUGCCAUUCAUCGGAGCUUCGCGAUAACUGAUAAUCUCGGUGAAGUUUCUGCAAAGUCCCAGAUUCAAACUGUUUGUUUUGACAACCUGGGUCUUUUGCUUGCUGCACUGUUGAAUAUAUUAUGCAAGAUUAACCAAAGAUUUCAAGCAGGUCUACCACUCAUCUAUCCUAUUUUCGCAGCAGUUGACUUGUUUGCUAUUUAUCAAGGACUUAAGUUUGUACACCUACAAACACUAACCAAGGAUAGGUUGGAGAUUAUAAUAAACACAUGGUUAUGUUCAGGAGUUGUCCCAUCUCCUGCAGAGGUUAGCAACAAGGAAGGCAUAGAUGUCUUAAUGAAUAAAGGAAGCAAGCUAUGGCCAAUCAGAAUAGGAUGCCUUGAUCCGAAGGAUUCGUUCUCCAUGGUGUCAGUUUUGACCAUACAAUCUUUGCGUCAUGAAGAUCUUUACUUUAUUUGCAUGGAGAUAUCUCAGAAGGGUUUAACAAGAAAACAACCGGGGAUCCUCCUUUCUUUACAGGAAACGGCGGUUUCCUCAGAUAUCAUUAUAGGCCUGCUACAGGCAUGCCUCAUCCGCAAGAUGUUGCUACCGAGGAGUAGCUCUAUCUGUAAUGCUAGCAGCACUGAAGACUCAAUGCUAGCAGAGUGGUUUAAAGUUGUAGAAGAUAGCAAGCUGCGUGCCAUUAGAGAGAGUACUCACUUGAUAGAAGAACUUCAAAGAGCUGGUUGGGUUGUGAAGAACAUUUUGUUGAAUUUCCAAGAGCAGAUACGAUAUAGCUUGGUGAGAGAGGAUUCAUAUACAAGAAUACACUGAUUGGAAACACAUCUUACUUUUUUCCAUUUUCUUUUUCCAUUUAGGUUGAGUGCUCACCGCAAUAAGUGAGGCCAGCACUUUCUACCAUCCAGCUGACCUUAGUCUGGAGCUGACUUUUUUUUUUCUCUUUUUGAGAGAGAGAAUUGGAGCUUGAUAUUUUGACAUGAUACUUAACUGCCAUACAAGAGUAAAAAUGGAAACAUUGCAAGGUGGGGAUGUUGGUUUUGCAACUUCUGUAACUUAUGUUGUGUGAUCUCUUUGCUUCAGUUCA